GGCAAAUUACAACUUUAUUCUGCCAGCUCAGCUAUUCUGUUAGAAUGAGAUUCCAAGGAAAUAUGAGGCAGUUGAGUGGUUGUUUUGCUGUGCGCUGAGAGUUGCCUGCUCGAGUGCUGAGGUGGAGACGUAGCUGUGUCUUCAACAGUCUGGAAUAAUUUUCUAAAGACUUCUGGGAGAGAAACAUCAGUUUUUCAAUUAAAUUAUGAUUACGACCUAUUGUAACUUUGUAAGGUAGCGGAGCUCACGAGUAAUUUCAGGCAUCGGCUUGCAUCAAAGGUCUCCAAACUAAGCGAACGAUGACUUGUUGUCAGGAAAAAGCUGCAAAACCGCCAGGCACGCGCGAUGGCCUUCUGCGCUGUUGUGGGCGAGGGUAGAGUGACAGAAUUUACCUUCACUGAUAAAAAGAAAAGAGUCAGUGACAGCCUCCUGUGCGAAAAUCGUGGCCACUGGUUGGGUAAGGGCUCUGAGGCCAACCCCUUCUCUUCUUACGUGCAAGCAGAACCAAAUCCUCGCUGCCCAUCCUCCUUCAGCUGCCUCUACCUCAAGCCCGACAACAAAAAAUAAUAAUGGUAAUAAUAAAAAAAAUGCCUGAGCUGAACUGGGCAAUCUUUGUUCUUCUCGCAUUCAUCCUCCUACCAGUCAAUCUUCGUGUGGGUAGGUGUACCAGCCGUUCUUCUCCAGACCCAGUUGUUCAACAGCAACUGGACAAGGUUCUUCACCUUCCGGGUCAAAAUUUUGAUGUCAGCUUCGACCAUUACUCUGGGUAUGUCACCGUCAAUGAGCACUUCGGGAGGGCACUCUUCUACUGGUUCAUUGAAGCCGCUGAAGGCCCCUCUUCUAAGCCACUUGUUCUUUGGCUCAAUGGAGGGCCUGGAUGUUCAUCCAUUGCUUACGGGGAGGCAGAAGAAAUAGGCCCUUUUCAUAUAAAGGAAGAUGGGAAAACACUUUAUUUGAACCCUUACUCUUGGAAUCAAGUUGCCAACAUUCUAUUUCUCGACUCGCCUGUUGGAGUUGGUUUUUCAUAUUCAAACACAUCCUUUGAUGUGCUGAAUAAUGGAGAUAAAAGGACUGCUGAAGACUCACUAGCAUUUUUAUUGAAGUGGUUUGAGCGUUUUCCCCAAUACAAAGGAAGAGACUUCUAUAUCACUGGAGAGAGUUAUGCAGGUCAUUAUGUUCCUCAGCUGAGCCAGGCAAUUGUAAGAUACAAUUUGGUAUCUGGGUAUAAACCAAUCAAUCUGAAGGGUUACAUGGUGGGAAAUGCUGUUAUGGAUAACUACCAUGAUCACUUAGGGCUUUCCCAGUUUAUAUGGUCAGCUGGUUUGAUUUCAGAUCAAACAUACAAGCUGCUGAAUGUACUUUGUUAUUCUCAGUCAUUUAUACACCCCUCAAAAUCAUGUGGUAAUUUGGACAUCGCUAAUGAAGAACUCGGUAAUAUUGAUCCAUAUAGCAUCUUCACUCCUCCCUGCACUGCCAAUGUUAGUUCAUCAAGUCAACUGCUGAAAAGAUGGCUUAUGGUUCGUCAUGUUAGUGAGAAUUAUGAUCCCUGCACUGAAAAGCAUUCUGUUGUAUAUUUCAAUCAACCGGCGGUUCAAAAGGCACUUCAUGUUAAUUUGGAACUUGCGCCAUCUAAAUGGGCAACCUGCAGUCAUGAAGUAGGUGAUAAUUGGAAGGAUUCUCCAAGGUCGGUGCUUGACAUUUAUCAUGAACUUAUAUAUUCUGGGCUUCGUAUCUGGAUAUUCAGUGGUGAUACAGAUGCCAUAAUUCCAGUUACAUCCACACGUUACAGCAUAGAUGCUCUUAAGCUUCCAACUCUCGGUCGUUGGCAUGCUUGGUAUGAUGAUGGACAGGUUGGAGGAUGGACACAGCAGUACAUAGGUCUCACAUUUGUGACAGUGAGGGGAGCAGGCCAUGAAGUGCCCCUGCAUAGACCAAAACAAGCUCUUGCACUCAUCAAAAACUUCUUAUCAGGAAAUUCAAUGCCGACCUUGGAACAAAUUCGUGAGUCGUAAACUUCUAUUUUGGGAGGGGAGUCUGCUGGAGGGAUGGAAUGUUGAUGGAGGUGGCACCUAGCAGGCCCCUUCAAGUUGGCAUUAAUCAUGAACACUGAAUUUGAACUGUCCUGAAUGAUAAAAGAAUAAUUGGAGUCCCUUUGGAACUUGGUAGCAUAUCCAAUGCAUCUAACUUGUCCUGGUUGAGGGGAUUGGUUCUUGCUGCCAUAACAUCUGCUCCCAUCUCCAGGCAUGAUAUUUUAUUUUCAAAAUUUUGCGUAGUCCUGGAGUAUCUGUUAUUCGCACUCCCACAUAAUGAACAUUUAAGUUUUGGAAUUA
Messenger RNA from Malania oleifera, 2330 nucleotides. Its product is annotated as serine carboxypeptidase II-2. Gene Ontology annotation, molecular function: serine-type carboxypeptidase activity. The record is from RefSeq and is a predicted model, not a curated record. Gene Ontology annotation, biological process: proteolysis. Gene Ontology annotation, cellular component: vacuole. Lineage: Eukaryota; Viridiplantae; Streptophyta; Magnoliopsida; Santalales; Ximeniaceae.